This is a messenger RNA of Hydractinia symbiolongicarpus, 3774 nucleotides long. RefSeq lists its product as uncharacterized. The transcript has 3 exons. Lineage: Eukaryota; Metazoa; Cnidaria; Hydrozoa; Anthoathecata; Hydractiniidae. The record is from RefSeq and is a predicted model, not a curated record. The coding region runs from base 2144 to 3661 and encodes 505 amino acids.
AACGUGGCUUUACAUAUAGUUAGGCUGUUUAGUCACGUGAUCAAAAGCCGUAGAAUUUUUUUUGCCGUAGCGAACUCGCAUACCGUAGACAGAUUUUCCCGAGAUUUUAUACGUAUGUGCCCAUCCAAAGCUAUUUUCCGACUAUGUUUUUCCUUAUUAGGCAUUUUUCGAUAGGCACCUCUUUGCACAGAAUAGGCCGAGGUUUGUUUUGAUUGAUGAUAGAAGUUUGUAGCUGUUAACGUUGAAGAGUUACAGGAUUUUGAAUUUUAAGAAUUUGACUUCAAGAUAUCUUGGCCAAACAUCUGAAUGCAGUGGUUGUACAGUUAAACGUGUUUAUAUACUUUGUAAAAAAAAUGGUAUUUCUGGCAUGACUAUAAAAUGCUUAUAUUAUGUCAAUGACUUUAUAUUAAAGUUUUUAUUUAGCUUAAUUUUAUGAUUUUGAUAUUUGUUUCUUUCUGGAUUUUUGCCCAUCUCUCCUCUACAGUAUUUAACAGCCUGGUCUGCAAAACAUCAAUAAUAUUAUAUAGUUUAAUUUACUGUUUUUAUCACAAUUCUGUUAAUUAACCUAUACAAACUUCGCAGAUGGCUUAUAUACCUGGUUUCCUUUUUAGUUCUUACCCCCGCCUUUUUUAAAUUUAACAGUCUGGUCUGUAAAUUACACAUAUUUAUCACAUGAUAUUUUUUGUAGUUUUAAUUACUGUUUUACCAUGGUUCUGUUUUUUUUUUAAUUUAAUGCAACUUCGCCAACAAUGGCUUAUUUAAAACUGGUUUCUUUUUAGUUUUACCCCUGUCUUUCUCUAUUUAACUGUCUGGUCUGUAAAAUACACACCUUAUCAUGUGAUAUUUUUUGUAGUUUUAAUUACUGUUUUAUCACAGCAAUUUAAUGCAACUUCGCCAAUGACUUAUUUAUAACUGGUUUCUUUUUAGUUUUACCCCCGUCUUUCUCUAUUUAACUGUCUGGUCUGUAAAAUACACAUAUUAUCACAUGAUAUUUUUUGUAAUUUGAAUUAUAUACUGUUUUAUCACAGUUCUUUUUUUUUAUUAAUUUAAUGCAGCUUCGCCAAUGGCUUAUUUAUUACUGGUUUCUUUUUAGUUUUACCCCCGUCUUUCCCUGUUAACAGCCUGACCUGUAAAAUACACAUCAUAUCACGUGAUAAUUUUAUAGGUUUUCUUCUUUUAAGUUCUAGUGACGUUUAUAGUUACUUAUUUCUAGUUACGUGAUAGGAUUUCUUUUUCAUUUUCAUGUUAGUUUUUGCCGUUAUUUUACCAAUGUUAUGUAUAUUUUACCAUAUAUGGAAAAAGUGAAAAUGGCGGCAUAAUGACGUCAGAUAUGAAAAAAAAAAUUGCAAAUGUCUUUCUUAGCAUAAAUUUUACCAACCCUAAAAUUUUCAUUCUAUAAUGUUUAGUUAUACCAAAGUUAUUGUACAUGUAGCAAAGGUCUCAAAAUGAGUUUAAAAACAGUCGUUUUGGUGCCAAAAAUGUUCUACUUGGAAUGCACUUAUUUUUUCUAAUUUUUGCUACCAAUUACGCAUACUAAAAUAGCCAUAACUUUUGAACUAUUUAUCGUAGAAGGAAGUUUGACCCCUCGUUGAAUUUCAAAUGGCCCAGCCAUUCUGAAAACAAGAACAUUAUAGACUCCUACCCAAAGCUUUAAAACUCCCGAAAGUGCCUAAUAUAGUGCCGCAAUUAGUGACGUCAUAAUAUGCAACUGUGGCUUGAAACUAUAAUACGGUAAAUGAAACUAGUGUAUAUCGAGGUAGCUGAAUCUCUGAGUCUAGCCAUUUGUUUAUUGUGAUUGAGUGAUGUUGUUCUUUAAAAUAUACAAUAACAAGGAAAAAAGGACAGUAAGAAGUUGUUAUUAUGGUUUUUGUUAAACCUGACUAAUAUUUGCACAAGAUAAAAGUUGUGUAGUACUUUGGUUUAGUCGGUAAAUAUAACUUCUUGUUCAGCCAAAGUCAAUAAAAGACAAUAGAAAUACUUUUGCGCUGACAAACACGCAAACUUAGACACACACACACACAUACAAAAUAUUUUUACAUGAAAAUUAGUGAAAGGUUUUUAGGUGACGACACUGGGACGCGAUAAAACAGAACGUGUUAUCCCCGUAAGCUUCGGACUGCACACAGCUAACAGAUUGCAUCAAAUGGGGAACCAAUAUUCCACUGAACUAAGGUCCAUAGGUACACGAAAGUUAUCGACGAAAAAACGGGAAAUCCAAGAAUCAAAAUAUGCAAGAAAUAAUGGUAACAAAAUCAUUGGUCCUGUGCCAAUAAAACGAAAUCUUCUGACAAAAUCAAGAAGUUGUGAGGAGCGAAAAAUUGAAAGCAUAAACAUACGAACUACACUUAGCCUCAACAAUAUAGAAUCUCAUCAAACGGCUACAGCGAAGGUUACAGAUAUGGACUCUCUGCAAAACAAAUCAAGCACAGCUCAACAUGAGACGAUAUCAAUAAACAGGAAUGAUGUCUCGCUUGAGAGCAAUGGAGAAAAGGACAUUAAAAGCGAAACCAAUGAGACUUCGACCUCAAAACCUGUUUUAGGAACUGUUGAAUGCUAUGAAAAAAAUAUAGAAGAGCACGAAAAAAAUGCAGGGUAUAAUGAAUCGGGUACUUGCCUAAAUGAAUCAAUGGAUAAUGUUCUCAAUGAGUAUGAAGAUAGCUCUGAGGUGUCAAAUGAAGAUGAUAACAAGGUCUAUUUAAGAGUCCCAAAUCUUACCCCAAGACGUAAUACAUGUUCAAGUGAAACCAAAAAAUCCAGCAUGAAGUCUUCGCAAAUAGGAUUGAAAGAGCAUGUACAAAAACAAAAAAAAGUUAGUUUAAACGACAACGUGUUUAUAUACGAGUCGGAUAGUGACUCGUGCGGCCCUUCGGAUGUACAUACACGUCCCGGACGUUCAAAAAGCGAAGCUUGUGUUGAAUCAAAAGAUGUAGCAAAUGCAAAACACACACGAAGGAGAACUAAAUCAGAUAUUGAUUCAAAGCAAUAUUUUGAUCAAAAGACCAUACCGUUACCAAGUCACCUAAUUAAACGAAUAAAUUACGCGAAACGACACAGGCGUUUAACGCAAUCUAAAUCGUUUACCGCGAAUGCUCUCACUAAACCAACAACCGAAGCCAAGAAAUUACAUCUUAGAAUGCCAUUACGAUGUAGGAUCAAUGUUAAAUUAAUACCUGAUUUUGAUCAAUACGAAACCGCAAGGAGUAUCGAAAUAAAACACGUUCUUUGCCUGCGAAUUACACCGUUAUCGUUUAAAGAAAUCGAAAAAGCUCACCAACUCUUCGAAGCGGAGAUAACCUUUACUGAAGGUACAAUGCGAGAUGUUGUGGACACCGUGACAGGAAAAACUCAAAAGAGACUAGUUAGAGCACACUCGUGGACUGGCUUUUCACAUACAGUAGAGCUAAGCAAAGAUAAAUUGACAAUUCAAGGGAACUUUCAAGCCACCAAUCGCGGCUUGAUACCGUUUUUAGAGUUUGAAUUGGAACUGCAACCCAAUUAUAAAUCUAUACCCUCUGCAGAUACGGGUGAAAAACUUUUAUCGGUGGGCAGGUUUGUUUUCCAAGACACAAGACAAAUUAUCAAAGAAAAAAUAUAUAAAUGGAAAGCAGCAGUCGAACGUUUUGACGGAUUUCCCUCUUCUGAUUCAGAAGAUGAACAGUAAGGUCAGAAUCACGUGUGAGAGUGUUUUGUAUUUUGAAAUUAUAUUCAAACAUUUUUUUUUUUGUAUAAAGACAGUGUACUUAUUAUGGGAAGAAAAAGAAAUUAAUUUCUUAA